Molecule: messenger RNA, 554 nt
Organism: Plectropomus leopardus (leopard coralgrouper)
Lineage: Eukaryota; Metazoa; Chordata; Actinopteri; Perciformes; Serranidae
Source: RefSeq, a predicted model, not a curated record
GCAGAUGAGUUGGAUUACACCUUUAAAAGGCUGGUGGACGGACUGGCUCACACACGAGAGGCCGCGAGACCUGGAUUCAGCCUGGCUCUGGGACAGGUCUUAAGUGCUUUUGGAGACGUUACCCUGCAGAGUAUACUCGACAGAAUCAAAGAAAAGUACAAUGUGCAGACGGUGAAAAAGAAACUUUUCAGAAAUGCUUUGUUUGGAAACUUGUUUGGUGUCCUCGCACUUCAUCAGUCUGGUCGCCUCUCUAAAGAGCCGCAGGUGGUGCUGGGAUGUGUGCAGCUCCUGCAGAGCCUCAGUCAGCGCAGACAACACCUGAAGGACCUGCCCACUAAGACCAUGACGGACAUCCUCAAUGAGAUCCCAGAGGCGGUGUUUGAGGAGGUGCUGCUGAGCUCUUUGCAAACUGAACUGGCAUCAGCGUUCAGUACUCCGGAGCAGCUGCAGCUGCUGCUGGUCGCUCUGCAGCGUUUCCCACAAACCCUCAAACCCAAGAAACUCAAGAAGCUGCUGGGCUCCUCGACCAUCAUCAACGCCGACAACAUCCCCAA